UUCUUCCUCCACGCAAAUUAAUUAGCUGCAACUAAGUCACAUCUUAUGAAGAAGGUUCGGUGGUCAAGCAAGAAAGGAACUGCUGGUUUGGGGAAAGAUAAUAGGUCAUGUGAAGAAGACCGCCGAAGAGAGCAGCCAAUGACAAGAGUUCCGUCCGUCUUCCUCUUCCUCCUCCUCGUCUUCCUAAUUGUGCUGCAUCAAAGCAUGGCCGCCGCCCACCACCACCACCACAGUAUCGUCAGCGAGACCUGCAAGCACAGCGCCGACGGCGACCCCAACGUGAACUACACCUUCUGCGUGGAGUCGCUGCAGUCGGUGUCCAAGAGCAAGCACGCGGACCUUCGCGGGCUCGCCAUCAUAUCGGCGAGGCUGGCGAAGGCCGACGCGAAGCACGCCAAGUCGAGGGUGAAGACGCUGCUGAAGGCCAAGAAGAUGAGCCGCUACAGGAAGUCCUGCUUGCAGACUUGCCGGGAGCUGUACUCCGACGCCAUGGCAAGCCUCAGGGACUCCGUCAAGCUGAUCAAGGCCGGUCGCUACGGCGACGCCAACGUGUAUAUAAGCAGCGCCGUGGAUGCGCCCGGGGAGUGCGAGGACAGCUUCAAAGAGGGCAGCAUCAAGUCGCCGCUGGUGAAGGAGAACCACGACCUAUUCCAGCUUGCUGUCAUCGCCCUCAGCAUUACCUCUCGCCUCGGAUGAUCAUAUACAUGUUCUUCUUGUUCUCACCAUAUAUAGUAUCCAUCAUGUACUUGUUGAUCGAUCUCAAUCAAGGCUUUCUUUUCCUUU
Molecule: messenger RNA, 783 nt
Organism: Musa acuminata AAA Group (dessert banana)
Lineage: Eukaryota; Viridiplantae; Streptophyta; Magnoliopsida; Zingiberales; Musaceae
Product: putative invertase inhibitor
Exons: 2
Coding region: 46-696 (216 amino acids)
Molecular function (GO): enzyme inhibitor activity
Source: RefSeq, a predicted model, not a curated record